AUGGGGAAAGUGAAGUGGGAUUCCACCGCAGACCAAACUCUCCUUGCCAAGAUCUUGGAGACUCAUGACCUGAGUGUCGAUGCGGCUCGUGUUUCCGAGGCCUGGCCUGCUCAAGAGAACGACCAGAAGCCAACCCCUCGUGCAAUCAAGGAACGACUUUCCCGAAUCAAGGAGAAUGUUCGACUUGGAAACGCCGCUGGAUCCGGACCCUCAAGCCCAGUGACCCCAAAGAAGCGCACCCCUCGCAAGAAGGCAAAUGAGACCACCGCUUCUGCUGGCCCUUCCCGCAAGCGCAAGCGUGUCACCAAGGAUGCCGUGGCCGACGAUGAAGAAGAAGAAGCCAAUGCCAAGGAAGAAGAAGAUCUCCCUUUGGAUGAGAAGGAGCCUCUCGCUGAAUCCGCUAUCAAAAAGGAAAUCGGUCUUGACGUUAUCGAUCCUCUUCUGCACCCGCAAGUCAAGGAUAAAUCUCCUAAUGCCGACCACGGAAAUGAUGACUCUGAAUGGACUGAGUACAAGGAUGAGGACGCUGAUUCGGACGCUGACCAGCUGUCUAAGUAA
This is a messenger RNA of Penicillium crustosum, 558 nucleotides long. RefSeq lists its product as uncharacterized. The transcript is spliced from 3 exons. The coding region runs from base 1 to 558 and encodes 185 amino acids. The record is from RefSeq and is a predicted model, not a curated record. NCBI's taxonomy places the organism in Eukaryota, Fungi, Ascomycota, Eurotiomycetes, Eurotiales, Aspergillaceae.